Messenger RNA from Striga hermonthica, 438 nucleotides. NCBI's taxonomy places the organism in Eukaryota, Viridiplantae, Streptophyta, Magnoliopsida, Lamiales, Orobanchaceae. The record is from the annotation of a GenBank genome assembly.
AUGGGUGGGGUGAGUCAAGAUGGCCGCUAUAUAACAACUGCAGACGGGUCGAGUGUUAAGUUUUGGGACGCAAAUCACUUUGGAUUGGUAAAGUGUUACGACAUGCCUUGCGUUGUUGAGUCAGCUUCUUUGGAGCCAAAGUAUGGUAACAAAUUUAUUGCUGGUGGAGAGGACAUGUGGAUUCGUGUUUUCGAUUUUCACACUGGAGCUGAAAUUGGUUGCAACAAGGGACAUCACGGUCCAGUCCAUUGUGUGCGUUUUUCGCCAGGAGGCGAAUCAUAUGCUUCGGGAUCUGAAGACGGGACCAUUAGAAUAUGGCAGACUGGGCCAACAAACAGUGCCGAGCAAGAAUCUUCGGGUGCUAAUUUAUCUGAAGUUAUUACACAGCAGGUUGAGAAUGUGCACAUCACAAAUGAAGAUAAGUUGGAGGCUAGCUGA